AUUCCUAAUUUUUUUAUGAUCUUUUCGUGCAUUCCAGGGUUUUCGUCAUCUGGUACAGUCCUGACAAAAUUGGGAAGUGAAUUGAGGCAUUCUGGGAGCAAUGGCCAAUUUUAGCAACAUGUAAAUUGAAGCCAACCCCACCCGGAGCGCACUAGUUCUUUUUCAAAGAAGAUAAUGAAUAAUACUGUAAUCUUUGAGAAUGACACCUGUGAAAACAUUGAUGACUUCAAAAAAUAUACCUACCUACCAGUGUACAUCAUCACAUUUGUUUUAGGAUUUUGUGAAAAUGUCUUCUGUUUGUAUGUAUUCCUGAAGUUGUACAAGAGGAAGACUGCAUUCAGCAUUGUCAUGGCGAACCUUGCAAUUGCAGAUCUACUCUUUCUUUGCACGUUGCCUUUGCGUGCCCUAUAUUAUUUGCAAGGCGGCAUCUGGAACCUUCCACAUUCCUUAUGCACAUUCAUGUCUUAUACAAUGUACCUCAAUAUGUACUGUAGCAUCUACUUUCUAACUCUAAUGAGCAUCUUGCGUUACUUUGCUGUAGUGCAUCCACUCAAUUGUUUGAAGUACAGGAGUACCAAGAUGGUUCUGAUUGUGUGCAUUUUCAUAUGGGUAUUUUUGGGCAUAUUGGCCAGUCCUUUACUAAAGGAUGACAGUAUCACCAAGGAAAAUAAUACAACAUGUUAUCCCGAGGAUAACGAUAAUAUUAAAAUAUACAACAUGAAUUUAAUUUCACUGACAAUGGGUUGUAUUAUACCCUUCUUUAUUAUCACCAUCUGCUACAUUUUUGUUGUUAAAACUUUGCUAACCUCAAAGACAGAGCAUGAAAAGCAAAAUAAUUCCCGCAGAAAGGCUAUUAUAAUGAUUAUCAUCGUCAUGGUCAUAUUUCUGGCUAAUUUUCUACCCUAUCAUAUUUUGCGGACUGUCCACAUUCACAUUAGGACCCCGCACAACAAAAACACAACCCAUGAUAAUUGUUUAAUUCAGAAAACUGUGGUGGUUACUCUAUGUGGUAUAGCAAUCAAUACCUGUUUGGAUCCCCUUUUAUAUUACUUUGGAGCAGAGUCCUUCAGGAAUAAACUUAGAAACCCGAGUACACUGAAUAGGCAAAUCUGAUUUUCUCCUAUAAUUAAUUAAUUGAAAGUCUGACAUAGUGUGUGGGAUUUCUCCUUAUUCUACCAUAGAAAGCCAAGGAUCAAUUUCAUUGUACUCUGUUACUGACUUGAAACAAUUUAUUUUAAUGUACAGUCAUGGUAGUUCUGUAGUCAAUGUACAGUCAUGGUAACUUAUCAUUGAAUCUCAUUCCGGCAAUAUAAUUCCAGACUAACAGGUUACUUAAGUUAUUUUUAACUUUU
Messenger RNA from Amblyraja radiata (thorny skate), 1352 nucleotides. Its product is annotated as cysteinyl leukotriene receptor 1-like. The record is from RefSeq and is a predicted model, not a curated record. Gene Ontology annotation, cellular component: plasma membrane. Gene Ontology annotation, molecular function: G protein-coupled receptor activity. NCBI's taxonomy places the organism in Eukaryota, Metazoa, Chordata, Chondrichthyes, Rajiformes, Rajidae. Gene Ontology annotation, biological process: G protein-coupled receptor signaling pathway. Bases 175 to 1113 code for a protein of 312 amino acids. The transcript is spliced from 2 exons.